Molecule: messenger RNA, 831 nt
Organism: Adineta steineri
Lineage: Eukaryota; Metazoa; Rotifera; Eurotatoria; Adinetida; Adinetidae
Source: the annotation of a GenBank genome assembly
AUGCAAGGACAUCGUCUGAUCCUUUUUACUUUAUUCAUUACAGUUAUUCAUGCAACCAAAAUCAAUUUUUUUGAUGCUUAUCAAGAAAUAGUAUUGGUUGGCAACCAAUCUUUUAUUGAAGCUAAUUUAAUUCAAUUAUGGGUUGAUGUAACAGAAUGUGCACCAACACCAUGUUCAUGUUAUGUAGAAGUUAAUGGAUCAACGGGUGAUCGACAUCAUAUAGGUUUUUUAGACGGAAAACCUAAUAAAGGAUAUGCUGAUAUUACGAAUCUUCAACCGGAUACACUAUAUUCAUUUAAACUACAAUGCACAGGAACUGAUCAGACUGAAACACGUAACAUAAAAACAGAUUAUGGUCGUCCAUCACCACCAAGCGAUAUUACAUUUACACUGAAUUCUAAACGCCUACAAUUAUCAUGGUCACGUCCAUUGUCUCCAGCUGGACCAAUUCAUAAAUAUAGAUUAACUAUUAAUACGGAUCCAACUAUUGAUAAUUUACCGCAUGAUAAAUUAUCAUAUGAUAUUACAGAAAACUAUGUUGAUGGAACAGAGUAUAAAAUUGUAUUAGUAGCCUGUAAUGUAAAUAACAAAAAUGAAGCAGUAUGCUCCGAUGCAAAUCAAGGACAGGCUACUUUCAUUAUGGGAUCAACAACAACACCACCUGCAGGUCAAACAACUACACCAACAGUACCUGCUGGUGGAACAACUACACCAACAGUACCUGCUGGUGAAACAACUACAAAACCAAACUCGUCCAACAUUCCAUCUUGUUCUGUCGCUUUUUUACUUUUUGUUUUCUUCUUUCUCGUUAACAAUCAAGUAACAUAUUGA